CUCACAUGGAACACCCGAGUGUCUGAACAAAAUGAAAGUAUGUGAUGGCAUGGUGGACUGCAAUAACGGAGCUGACGAAAGGCACUGCCCUCCCCAGUGCGCCAAGAUGGGAAUGAUCAAUUGCCAGGACAGGAAACAUUGCGGCGGGCUGUGUGAUGAAAGUCCCGAGUGUGGCGGCAUGGACGAUGAAAUGCACUGUCGUGCUGGUUGUCGUUGUAAUGAGGGUCAAUAUUUGUGUGAAGCAGCAGCAGGCGGAGCCGCAGAUGUCUGUAUCGGCCUUGAUCAAUUUUGUGAUGUGAAUGAUGACUGUCCCAAUGGAAGUGACGAGACGUUUUGCGUCGGCAAAUAAAUAUCAAAACUCUUUUUUUUCAUAAUUAAAAAUUG
Molecule: messenger RNA, 384 nt
Organism: Mya arenaria
Lineage: Eukaryota; Metazoa; Mollusca; Bivalvia; Myida; Myidae
Product: low-density lipoprotein receptor-like
Exons: 3
Coding region: 32-349 (105 amino acids)
Molecular function (GO): protein binding
Source: RefSeq, a predicted model, not a curated record